AUGAAAUUCACGCACCUUUUCUGUCUAAUUUCUGUGCUGUCUUCUGGGGCCUCAGCUCAGAACUUCAGUAAUCUCUCGACUCCUGAUGCACCGGCUUCUUCCGUUGCCAGGCCACCGGCACCCGCCAGCUCUCAAGAACCAGCCGCCUCACCAGCCGCAAGCAGUGGGCCCGACAACCCGCCAGAGGCAUCUUCCGUAGUAAGACCUCCCACAUCAGAAGCUCGUCCAAUCUCAGCACCGCCUUCAAUACAAAUAAUAAAGCCCUCAUCAGAGAACCCAGCGGUAACACCAAAGAUUGCUUCGGCAUCAUCUGGCGCGUCUGUAUCACCGAAUUCCCCAAAAGAGGCGGCUUCGUCAACCCAAGUCACUUUGUCUGGCCAACCGGCUCCGACUAGAGACGCAUCGAAUUCGGGAGAGGCUGCUUCCUCCAGAGUAAUCGUCCAAACUGCAGGACCUUCGGCUAGCGUUCCAAAGUCGAACACAGCUCAGCGCACUCAAGUACAGUCUGAUGCCCCAAGGGUUUCUGGCGGCUCGACAUUCGUCCAAGUUCAGGGGACGGGAACCACCACGGCUGCUGCGAUUCAGGCUUCUGGUACCCAAGGAAUAAAUAUCCCAGGUGACGAUUCAUCGAGCCAAGUGUCCGGCACCGGCUCUCUCGGGGCUAGUCAAGCUACCUAUACAAUCUCGUCGCCGGAACUGGCCACUACAGCCUCCUUUGCCGCCCAACCAUCCGACAGCUUCCAAGGUGUCAACGAGACCUCGAUCCUGGCGGUUCCGGAGUCAGGAACUGCCACACCUCCGGAUAAGUCAACCAUACAGCAAUUCCAGGCCGAGCUCAAUGCCAACAUUCCGGCAAAGUCGAUAAACAACAACAAUGCCAGGGCACUUGCUAUCCUCGAGACAGCCUACUUUGAAUACUUUGCCAAAAAGGAUCCUGCACCUGUCGAUAUGGGGAAGAUCUCCAUUCCGGCCAACAUCUCAGAGUGCCAGAAUCUGUACUCUCGGAGGCUAGCGAAGAGAAAGGGCCUCGUGGAUGAGCUACUGGACUGGGUACCUCUAGCCUCGAGAGACCUCCGUGGUUUCAGCAACUGCAAAGCAGUUGACGCCAUGGAGGUUGGAGUGUACUUCCACUACAUGAGGGCCUCGUCAACGGCCGCUCGGCCAAACGAGUUAGAGGCCAGAGUGAAGUCACAGGUCGAUGUCUUGAAUGAAGCGUUGGGCGCAGUGAGGAUCAACUUUCGCUUCAUGGCACUCAACUGGUGGGAGCCAAAAGCAAACGAGGACUGGUCAAAGGUCACAAGGCGUGAGAGUAAACUCCUAGACUGGCAACGUCGGACGCGCGCCCCUGGAAAAUUGACAUUAACCGUCUGGAUUGUGAAUGGGCUCCGGAGCACUGAUAAGAACGACCAGGAGCUCAACAGCUACGUCACUUUUCCGAAUCAAGAGCUUGAUGAAGUAGACGGUAUCGUCAUUGAAGAGACGCAUGUUCAGGGAGGAGACGCUACGACUCUUGUUCACGACGUGGGCCACUGGUUCGGUCUCGGCCACACGUUCAAUGAAAUCGGCCAGCAGUGUCUCAUCCAAGACGGCUUGACCAACGCCACACAGACCUCGGGUAAUCAAGACGUCGUGUACCAAUGCUCACAGGUGACUUGUGCCGGCGGCUCACCGGUUGACAUCAACAAUUAUAUGAGUUACUCCUCGUGCCGUGGCCAGAUUCCACAGAACGGCUUCACCACAGAUCAAAAGGCGCGGAUGUUUGCCAACGCGCUUGAAUUCCGGCGCGGGUACGAGCCGGGAGAGUGCAUGCCGGACGGAAAGGCGUCAGUGAGGAAGAGGUCCAGCAUGCAAGACCUCCUUGAUGGAAAGUGUCCGGAUAUCAGCAAACAGGCAAACAUUCUCACGAAUACCCCGUAUAGCUUGGGUGUCACCCUCUUUGGGCCUUCAGCGGAGAAUCUUGUGAUUGUUGCCUGGGUUUGGGCUGCUGUGCUGUGGGUCAUCUAA
Messenger RNA from Colletotrichum orchidophilum, 2004 nucleotides. RefSeq lists its product as uncharacterized. Gene Ontology annotation, molecular function: metallopeptidase activity. The record is from RefSeq and is a predicted model, not a curated record. The transcript is spliced from 6 exons. Bases 1 to 2004 code for a protein of 667 amino acids. NCBI's taxonomy places the organism in Eukaryota, Fungi, Ascomycota, Sordariomycetes, Glomerellales, Glomerellaceae.